UAACGGUGCCGUUAAACUCGAUCCAGUUUAGAUGUUGCCUUCGGCCGUGUCCUCUAUUCGUCCACUUCCUACGCCGUCCCCAGAUCAUCCGUGGCGGAUUCAGGGGGUUUCAGUCUGUUCUUCAUUCGUCCCACGAAUCAGAGACCUCUUGCACUCAGCACGGUUCAGCAGUGAGGGCCGGAAAACGCUUUGAACAGAUGCAAUGGCCUCCAUAUCCACGGUGAUGGCUGCGUAAGUUCCGGCUCGAGUCCGCACCUACCAAGCAGAAAAAUGCAUCUACGGUAACCGUGGUCAGAGGAGUGUAGGAUGGUCGACGGGGACAUCCUGUAAAAGUAUCGGUUGUUGAGGCGCAGCUGCAUUUCAGCAAUGUUACACUCUCACCAUUCACUUCCGUCACUGACAUGCUCCCUCUACGUCCUUUCUGCCUUUGGCAGGAUGAGAUAUUCAUCGAUGCCAAACAAUAUGGAAAGGACAACAACUACCAUAAGUACAAAGGCUCUCUGGUCGUGUUUAUACUGAUGUAAGAUACUACUAUAGGCUUUUCUGACAAAGCAAAGGUAAGUCGCGGAUGCGAUUUUGCUGUCCUCAAUUCCAUGACCCCACUCCGUUGACUCGCACUGCACUUUGUUCCUCUUCUUUACGAGAGGCAGUUGUUUAGCCUCCAACAAGGCUCUCAGGUGGUAAUCCAGAAUAACUGAUGAUAAACGGCGUGUUCAAACAUCACCCGACAUUGUGAAGGCCAAGAUGGGUUCGGUAGAGCCGAGGAAAGCAUUUGAAAAAAUCAUCAUCGUAGGGGCUGGUCCAGCCGGGCUUCUGUUGGCGCUACUGCUUUCCCAGCAAAACAUUCCGUCGUUGGUCUUAGAGAGCUGGGACCGACUCGACGAGCGUCUUCGAGCGACUCAAUAUGGUGUUCCGGCGACGCGGAUAUUUCGGCGGGCCGGCAUUCUCGAUGACAUCCGCGAUGCCAGCAUUGCCAGUUUUCCAAGCAUAUGUUGGCGACGCGGCACUGACGGCAAGAAACUGACGAGCAUUGAUUUGUCCGUGGUCAAAGAUCAUCCUGAUCGUAUGACCAUUUUGUCGUUGAACCAAAUUCUUCAGAUUCUGUAUCGACACUGUAUGGAGAAGGGCCAAGGCCUGGUCGAGGUGAAGUUUAACCACAAGGUGACGAAUGCCGGCCAGGACGAGGGUUGUGCCUGGGUUGAUGUCGAGGUCAACGAUGGGAACGAAGAGAGAACGACGAAGCGAUUCACUGCUGACUAUGUUGUUGGCUGCGAUGGCGCGACCAGCACAGUCAGAAAAUCACUGUUUGGACGAGUUUGGCCUGGUCAAACGUUUGACUGCCGCUUGUUGGUGCAGAAUGUGUGGUACGAUGGCUUCGAGAAGCAUGGCUGGGAUGGCGGCAACUACAUCAUCGACCCGGAGUUCUGGGGCCUGGCGGCCAAACGUGGCAAAGGCGGUCUUUGGCGGGUCACAUACGGAGACACCAGCGGGCUCACCGAAGAAGAGUACCUGCAGCGACGGGCAGCAGCAUUCAAGAAGAUCCUGCCAGGAAACCCGGACCCGGACCAGUACACGGUCACGCAGACAAACCUAUUCCGCAUCCACAACCGGUGCGUCGACAAGAUGAGGGUGGGCCGAAUCCUCCUGGCCGCCGAUGCGGCUCACGUGUGUAACCCUUUCGGGGGCUAUGGCUGUAUGACCGCCAUCGUUGACGCCGGAGCCCUUGCAGACUGUCUGAUUGGCAUGUACCAAGGUAAGGCCGACGACAGCAUUCUGGACCGAUACGCCGAGAUCCGGCGCGAAAAGUACAUGAAAUAUGUCGAUGCGAGAUCCAUCAAGAAUAUGAACCGUGUGAGCAAGUCCGACCCAGACACGGUGCUGGAAACGGACAAAUUCCUGGGCAUCCUGCAAGACCUUCAAGGGGAUGGCGAGGCCACCAAGGUGUUCCUGCUGAAAACAUCCAGCAUCGAACAUGAUUUCACUCAGUAUUAUAAUUAGAUUGAUGCCUACCUGAGACAGCCAAGCUUUCUGAAGUUCGGAUGCUGCACAACGUCGUGGAAGACCCUGGCGGGUGUUGCAGGGAAAGCAGACCAUGGUAAGGAUUAAACCCUUCCAGAUAAUUGUAGCAGCAGCACAGCAUCAAUGAGAUGGUCGGCGACUGUGGGGAAUGCACCAGUCCGACUGCCUGAUACAGGAGUCUGGGCUGUUGCAUGAUGAAGUUUCUGGCUGCACGUUGACAGGUGCCCUCAGGCCCGAGUCCCAGAAUGCCGGUGUUCAAGUGCAAUCCUGAACAACCGUUGCAUGUGAGAAGGUGUCAGACUACAUGGUCCAAAGACAGACCGAGCAGCACUUCCACCGGAGAGGCCGCCGACCAUUCACUUGUCCGGUAACUGGUAUGGUCGAUGGCCGUCCGGAACGUGUCGGUUGCAAUAUCGAUUUCGGACACAUGGAGUCGGUUCCUCUAGGCCUUGGGGCAAGGCUCGCAUGUGAGAGUGUCGGUUGUAUCCUGGCCUGACAUGGACCAAAGUGAAGAUGGAAACCGGCGCUCCCGGUCCGUGUCUUGGGGCUAAAUUGAUUCUAUGCACGUCGGGAUAUCUCAGGCUGUCGGCAGCAGAGAAAUCCGCUCGGUGCAUGCACCAGUCUUGGCUCUCGCGCUACGGACAAUGGGGCGUCAAUGAUAUAUCAAUCUUCCAAAGUUCAGGACAUUGUCACGGUUUUGCUAUGAACCAGGCUCAGUCAUUUGUCAGUCACAUCGAUGAUCCAAUGCCUACCAGGUACAUUCAAGCAGUAAAUUAGCACCCUGGACAGAUAUGGGCAAGCGAGCAAGCAAGCCGCACUGCAGUCAGUCAAUGGUCAGGGCGUCAUAGAAGCAGCCAAGUCCGUGGUGUUGCCGCACGGGGGAAGCCUUGCAUUGCCUCGCCUUGCGGACUGUUGUUCCUGGAUCAGCCCGUGGCAGUCAGACCAGGGUCAGGCCAGCAACGUCGUGCACCUCCCCAGUGCAAGGAACGGGCGCAUUUCUGCUCAGCUGCAACAGCUCGCCUACUGACCACGAAGAAGCAGCAGCAGCGGACAAUCUCGUCACAGGGAGUGUCCUGUAGAUCACAGUGGAAAUUCAAACCUCACUGCCGUGCCAUGCCGUGCAGGGCGAUUCUUCUAGUUGUGAGUGACUUCGAACAGAAGCUUUCAAGUUUCCGGUCCGCUGGCCGUAGAUAGGCAAUCGGUCGGCUGUCGCUGUAUCGGUGUUGGUCGGUAGUCGGUUUACCAGGAGUUCAUAUCCCUGCCAGUUAUUACUGGUAUCACUCUUCCUCGCCCGGUCCUGGUUGUGACCAGGAUGGGCCGGUCGGAAAUGCAGGGCUGCUACUACUAGUACUGACAACGGUUAGUCAAGGUACACUCCUUCCCUUUCUCUCGUGUCUUUGAGCCACUGUCCUGCAGGGGGUGAUGGCACUGGUGUCCGUGGCCUCAGCCCCCGUGUCCGAGCACGGAAUUUUCUGGCGAGACGAGAUCGAACGCCACUGCAAUGCCAGUACUACCACUAUAACAGGUGUCCUAAACAAGACCCUGAGGAAAUGGGAAGGAAGGUGGCUGUCAGAUGCAACUACUACCACUGUCCAGUAGUUGCACUAACGGUACAGAUGCGGGUGUUCAGUUGUCGUGCAAGUGUCUGCCCCCAGGGAUCUGCAGGGAGAUAAAUUAAAAA
Molecule: messenger RNA, 3700 nt
Organism: Exophiala dermatitidis NIH/UT8656
Lineage: Eukaryota; Fungi; Ascomycota; Eurotiomycetes; Chaetothyriales; Herpotrichiellaceae
Exons: 4
Coding region: 745-1998 (417 amino acids)
Molecular function (GO): FAD binding
Source: RefSeq, a predicted model, not a curated record